Molecule: messenger RNA, 1569 nt
Organism: Aureobasidium melanogenum CBS 110374
Lineage: Eukaryota; Fungi; Ascomycota; Dothideomycetes; Dothideales; Saccotheciaceae
Product: putative alpha-galactosidase
Exons: 2
Coding region: 1-1569 (522 amino acids)
Biological process (GO): carbohydrate metabolic process
Molecular function (GO): hydrolase activity, hydrolyzing O-glycosyl compounds
Source: RefSeq, a predicted model, not a curated record
AUGGGCUUCAACACCUACAAUCCUGCCGCAUGCACCAUCAAUCAAACCUAUGUUCGAGAUACCAUCAACGCUUUUGCAGACAAGGGGUUUGCGGCUGCUGGAUAUAACAUUUUUGGCCUUGAUUGUGGGUGGCAGGGUACGCAGCGACAAAGCAAUGGCUCGAUUACAUAUGAUGCCAGUGCGUUUCCUGAUGGUAUACUUCCUUUGAGCAAACUUGCGAAUAGUAAAGGUUUUAACUGGGGCAUGUACACCGAUCAAGGCGUCAAAGCCUGCGACACUGGCGUCGACCGACCGGGUUCUCUCAACCACGAGAAACAGGAUGCACUACAACUCGCAGGCUGGAACGUCGCAUACAUGAAAGUAGACAACUGCUGGAUUACUGCUGACUCCAACGCCCCCAAAGACCCAAGGACGGACUUUCCUUCUCGUUUUGGAGCUUUCUCGAGUGCUAUUCAAGCGGUCGGUAUCAAAGGCAUGUUGACUUGCCAAUGGGGAGUUCCCUAUUCGAGUCCAAGUGGCUUGCGAGGUCCUGCUGAGUGGACUCCGGCAGUAUCGACUUCCUUCCGUGUCAGCGAUGAUAUUACCCAAGGAUGGGCGAGUGUCUCGAGAAUCUACAAUGAGGCAAUCAAUGUCAACUUGAGAGGCUUGAACGGUCCUGGCCACUUCUCAGACAUGGACUUGCUUGAAGUUGGUCAAGCUGGCAUGACGACUGACGAGCAAGCAACUCAUUUUGCUAUCUGGGCUAUGUUUAAGAGUCCCCUCAUGAUUUCGACAAGAAUCACGACUAUGUCAAGCUCUACUCAAGCAAUUCUGCAGAACAAAGGCUUGAUUGCGAUCAACCAGGAUAGUCUGGGCAAGCCGGUCGUUCUUGUUCAGCGUUUCACUGGCGACAAUGAUCGGUUUGCAGGACCUCUUGCCAAUGGCGAUGUAGCGGUGCUUCUUGUCGACUUGACCAACACCAAGCGUAGUCUGGGCAUCAACUUUUCCGCUCUCAACAUCUCUUCUGCAACCGUCACAGAUCUUUGGACGGGAAAGACAGUCCCGAACGCAAACAGCUACUCCACCACUGUCAACGGCCAUGGUUCUGUUGCUCUUCGAUUGAGCAAUGUCAAGAAGGCAACACCAGCAGCACCAACUCUUAAGUACUACGAAGCCGAAGCCGGUAAGCUAUCAGGCAGUGCAGCAGUAACCUCUUGCUCAGGCUGUUCCGGCGGCAAAAAAGUCGGCUCCAUCGGCAACGGCGACAGCAACACCCUCACCCUCACGGGCAUUCGCACAAGCCAAGCAACACAAGACGUCCGCUUCGACUACAUUGACUGCGAGAUCGGCUACGCAUUUGGCGGAGGCUACGGCAACGUCAGAGGAGCGAGUAUCAGUGUCAACGGUGGAGCUGCUCAAUCUGUCAGUUUCCCGCUGACUGGCUAUAACUGGGAUAAAGAUGUUGCCAAAGGAUUUUUGGUUAGAUUGUCGGGAUUCAAGACGUCUGGUGAUAACACAAUCACGAUUUCGGGAUUAUCGAGUGUGUCGCCUUAUGCGCCGGACUUUGAUAGAAUUGGUGUCCUCGCUUGA